AUGCUUUGGUUGUGGGGGCUACAUGACCAAACCUGGCAACCCAGGAGUGUGGCCAUAGCGCUGAAAAACUUGUUGUUGUCGGGGAAAAUGGCGUCAAACGUAGAGGCCCCGGAGCGCUGGUACCUCGCCCUUCUCGGCUUUGCGGAACAUUUUCGAACCUCUAGUCCUCCCAAAAUCCGGCUCUGUGUACACUGUCUACAAGCAGUGUUUCAGUUUAAGCCUCCACAGAGGAUCGAGGCCCGGACACAUCUUCAGCUGGGCUCGGUUCUCUACCACCACACCAAGAACAGCGAGCUGGCCCGCAGCCACCUAGAGAAAGCGUGGUUUAUAUCUCAACAAGUCCCUCAGUUUGAAGAUGUCAAAUUUGAAGCUGCAAGCAUUUUGUCAGAACUCUUCUGCCAACAGAAUUUGGUGGACUCUGCAAAACCCCUCCUGCGCAAGGCCAUCCAGAUUUCACAACAAACGCCAUACUGGCACUGCAGAUUGUUGUUCCAGUUGGCGCAACUUCAUACACUGGAGAAAGACUUGGUGUCAGCAUGUGACCUGCUGGGUGUUGGAGCUGAGUACGCCCGAGUGGUUGGGUCAGAAUAUACCAGGGCGCUGUUUCUCCUCAGUAAAGGAAUGUUGCUGCUAAUGGAGAGAAAGCUUGGGGAGGUGCAUCCUCUGCUCACACUGUGCGGAACUAUUGUAGAAAACUGGCAGGGAAACCCCAUCCAGAAGGAGUCCCUGAGGGUGUUCUUCCUGGUCCUACAGGUCACACACUACCUGGAUGCCGGUCAGGUGAAGAGUGUUAAGCCGUGUCUGAAGCAGCUGCAGCAGUGCAUCCAGACCAUUUCUACACUCCACGAUGAUGAGAUUCUGCCCAGCAACCCAGCUGACCUCUUCCACUGGCUGCCCAAAGAGCACAUGUGUGUCCUCGUCUAUUUGGUAACAGUCAUGCACUCCAUGCAAGCAGGCUAUCUGGAGAAAGCUCAGAAGUACACAGACAAGGCUCUUAUGCAACUAGAGAAACUAAAAAUGUUGGACUGCAGCCCCAUCCUCUCUACCUUUCAAGUCAUUCUACUGGAGCACAUAAUCAUGUGUAGACUCGUCACGGGCCACAAGGCCACCGCGUUACAAGAGAUCUCACAGGUGUGUCAGCUGUGCCAACAGUCCCCCAGGUUAUUCACCAACCACGCUGCUCAGCUACACACGCUAUUAGGUCUGUAUUGUAUCUCAGUGAACUGUAUGGAUAAUGCAGAGGCACAGUUUACCACAGCCUUGCGGCUCACCACACACCAGGAAUUGUGGACAUACAUCGUAACCAACUUGGCCAGUGUCUACAUAAGGGAAGGGAACCGACACCAGGAGCUGUACAGCCUCCUAGAGAGAAUAAACCCAGACCAUAACUUCCCAGUAAGCUCCCAUUGCCUCCGUGCUGCAGCUUUCUACAUCAGGGGACUCUUGUCCUUCUUUCAAGGACGCUACAAUGAGGCCAAACGGUUCCUAAGGGAAACCCUGAAGAUGUCUAAUGCUGAGGAUCUGAACAGACUGACUGCCUGCUCCCUGGUUCUGCUGGGCCACAUCUUCUACGUACUGGGCAACCACAGAGAAAGCAACAACAUGGUUGUACCUGCCAUGCAGCUGGCCAGCAAGAUCCCCGACAUGUCUGUUCAGCUCUGGUCUUCAGCACUGUUGAAAGACUUGAACAAGGCCCUUGGGAACAACAUGGAUGCCCAUGAAGCAGCCCAGAUGCACCAGAACUUCUCCCAGCAGUUGCUGCAGGACCACAUCGCUGCCUGCAGCCUCCCUGAGCAUAACCUCAUCAGUUGGACUGAUGGCCCUCCUCCUGUCCAGAUCCAAGCCCAGAACGGCCCGACCACCAGCCUUGCAAGUCUGCUAUGAGACACCUUCUGUCUCGCAUAUGGCUGUAGCUGGUACAUUAUCACAAGCAACAGAUUGAUGCCUAACAACCUGCUAUCGGACCACUGCAGCUGAGAUUUGAGAGGAUUUUAACAGGUCAAAGAGUUCAGGCCUUCACUUUAUUAGCUUCUCAAGAUUGCUUCCUGAUUGUCUGCUACCCCUUCUUUAUUUGUUGUAAAGCAAUUACAACUACUGUUGUACAUGUAUUUCACACUUUCUGACGGCAUGGAUGCAGGGCAGGGUCGGACUCUUGAUUAGAGUAGUGAAGGACACAUAGCGACGUAUGAAAGGUCUUCUUUGCCUCAGAUAUAGAGAACCCUUCGCUACGUUUGCCAGGUUUCUUUUCCAUUUGUUGGAAUAAAAAGGAGAGGGUAGAUGGGGGGGGGGGGGGGCAGUAAAGAAAUGUAGAAGAAAUUAAUUUAUUCAUGUUGAUAUUUUUGUAUCUGUUGGUAAAUAUUUUACAUCUUGCCUUUUUUGUAUGGAUCCCAUUUUUGUUUUGUUUUUUCUCAUGCAUGGAAGUUGCUGAUGUGGACUCCCUGUACAAUAAUUUCAGACCUGGGUUGCUAACAAUAAAUUCUUGGUUGAUCUUUUUUUGCACAAAAUCCAUAUUAGAAAGAAUAGAGACAUGUUGUAAUAUAUUUUCACACAAUAAUCAGUUGAAAAAAGUUUGACGAUACAAAUUGGCAGUGUACAUUGUAUUGGGACGGUGCACAAUUCACUGUGUGCACGUCCUCUGUGGACCAGAAUAUGCCUCCAAUGUUUAAAUACUUCUGAGUUUUAUAUCAUUUGGCGACUGUGAGGGUUGCCACAUACCCUUUAAAGCAACACAUUUAUCUGAUGUGUUUUUUUGAACUUCCAUAUUAUAUGAAUUCAUUAUUAUUGAAGUUGUAUUCAUUUUUUUUUAAAUCGGGUUUAGACUUUUGGAGCCUACAGUAAUCUUCAGAUAUUCAAAAAGCGAAUUUAUUUUAUUUUGUUAUAUUUUAAUUUGUCUUUAUAGUUCUACUAAAUGGUUUCUUUACAGUAUGUUUGUAUAGAUUUGCCACUCGUUGAACCUUUAUUGUACAGUGACAUUUUAUAAAGUCAAUUUAGUAAAGUGUGAUAUGUAUUUUUAGCUAUCCUAUGUAGAAAUCUCAAUGCUUGGUAUUUAAGGCACUCUGUAAGAACACAGUUUAGCUUGAGUACUAGCCAUAUUCUAUCCAAUGCCUAUGUUUUUAAUGCUUACAUUGUUUUCAAUAAUUUUCCAAUAAAAAUAUGAUUGAAAAUUU
Molecule: messenger RNA, 3167 nt
Organism: Cottoperca gobio
Lineage: Eukaryota; Metazoa; Chordata; Actinopteri; Perciformes; Bovichtidae
Gene: mau2
Product: MAU2 sister chromatid cohesion factor
Exons: 18
Coding region: 1-1884 (627 amino acids)
Biological process (GO): mitotic sister chromatid cohesion
Molecular function (GO): protein binding
Source: RefSeq, a predicted model, not a curated record